GGAGCUCCGCUGUUUCUUGUGCUGUAGCUCCGGUGGCGGCGGCACCCGUGGCAGCCCUGGCGGACGCAGGAGCGAUGGCAGCGACCGAUAUAGCUCGCCAGGUGGAGAAGGCUUUUGCUGCUGGGAUUUGAAACCGUGGGUUUCUCCGCUGCUUGCACAGAGGAAGGAGGCCACAUGCUCAGGAGGAUCCACUUUAAAUGAGACCAGAUGGAGGCAGAGGCAAAUUCAGGCUCCCUAGAGGACAGUUGGGCAUUCAUCCAGAGGCCUGGUGAAGGCUGCCGAACUGUCCCCCUGGCUGGACAUGUGGGGUUUGACAGCUUGCCCGACCAGCUGGUGAAUAAGUCAGUCAGCCAGGGUUUCUGCUUCAACAUCCUGUGCGUGGGAGAGACAGGGUUGGGCAAGUCGACCCUCAUGGACACCCUGUUCAACACCAAGUUUGAGGGGGAGCCAGCCACCCACACGCAGCCGGGUGUCCAGCUCCGGUCCAACACCUAUGACCUCCAAGAGAGCAACGUGGGGCUCAAGCUCACAAUUGUGAGCACAGUGGGCUUUGGGGACCAGAUCAACAAGGAAGACAGCUACAAGCCUAUCGUGGAAUUCAUCGACGCCCAGUUCGAGGCCUACCUGCAGGAAGAGCUGAAGAUCCGCAGGGUCCUGCACGCCUACCAUGACUCCCGAAUCCACGCCUGCUUGUACUUCAUCGCCCCCACGGGUCAUUCCCUGAAGUCUCUGGACCUCGUGACGAUGAAGAAGCUGGACAGUAAGGUGAACAUCAUCCCCAUCAUUGCCAAAUCAGAUGCCAUUUCUAAGAGUGAGCUAACGAAGUUCAAAAUCAAAAUCACCAGUGAACUUGUCAGCAACGGGGUUCAGAUCUACCAGUUCCCGACAGAUGACGAGUCCGUGGCAGAGAUCAAUGGAACCAUGAAUGCGCACCUGCCGUUUGCUGUCAUCGGCAGCACAGAAGAACUCAAGAUAGGCAACAAGAUGAUGAAGGCACGGCAGUAUCCUUGGGGCACGGUGCAAGUUGAGAACGAGGCCCACUGCGACUUUGUGAAGCUGCGGGAGAUGCUGAUUCGGGUGAACAUGGAGGACCUCCGGGAGCAGACCCACAGCCGGCACUACGAGCUGUACCGCCGCUGCAAGCUGGAGGAGAUGGGCUUCCAGGACACCGACCCCGACAGCAAGCCCUUCAGCUUACAGGAGACGUAUGAGGCCAAAAGGAACGAGUUCCUAGGGGAGCUCCAGAAGAAAGAGGAAGAGAUGAGACAGAUGUUCGUCCAGAGAGUCAAAGAGAAGGAAGCUGAACUUAAAGAGGCGGAGAAAGAGCUGCAUGAGAAGUUUGACCGGCUGAAGAAGCUACACCAGGACGAGAAGAAGAAACUGGAGGAUAAGAAGAAAUCUCUGGACGAUGAAGUGAAUGCCUUCAAACAGAGAAAGACGGCGGCUGAGCUGCUCCAGUCGCAGGGCUCCCAGGCCGGAGGCUCCCAGACGCUGAAAAGGGACAAAGAGAAGAAAAACUCUUACUGUUUUACAGUUAACUCUGCUGUUUGCUGCAUGCUGCAUGAGACCCAGGGUCCUGUUUGGGCUUCCUGUAGACGCCCUUUUCCUGCGCAACAGAGCUGGGCCUCCCUUUCUCUAACUCCCCCUUAACACGUCCGGGGGAGCACGCCACCUGUGCCCUCCCCUCUCUUCCUGCCAAAGUUUAUAGAAGCCCGGGAGUCUGAGGAUGGUGUCUGGCCUCUGGUCGAGAAGCCAGCGGUCGCCGUGGUUCGGAGAUGCCUGGCGCAUCCCAGCCCCCCUCCUGGCGCCUCCCCCGCCGGCCUCUCCCCGGCCAUCUUUGCCACACUGUGACACGUUCCAUGGUCCCAUCUGCCCUUCCCCACCACCAGCUUCCCUGCUCGUGACUGCUGCUUGUUCCCCUGAAGUAUUUGCGUCCACCGUGGAUGGGUCAGAGCCAGUCAGCACGGCUCUCCCCCUUGGUCCCCAGGCACCGGGCCACGGCCCCUUCUGAGAGGGCUCCAGUAGGAGGUCCUCUGGUGCCUUUUCCCUCUGGCCUCCGAGCCCAGCCCUUUCCAGUUUUGAGUUGCUCCGAGUAGGUGCACUCAAGUGGUGUUAAAAAUCCAGAACGCGUUUAGUUAUGCCGAGGCCUUUCCAGAAAACUCGACUGCUGAAGAACAUAGCAUAGAUUUCUCCUCUCUAUAAUGCCGGGUACCCCACAAAUGCAGAAGGGAGAAUAAACCUGAAUAUUCUCACCAGCCUAGUGUCUUCAAUGAUAGACUUCUGGAAUUCUUCUGAGGUGUCUCAGUAUCUUUGUAAUCUCCCUUAGGGCUCCACACCACCCCAAUCAGGCAGAGCCAGUAGCAGGCCCACGUUGGAAACUGCCAAACCGAGCGGUCAAAAAAAGCAAUGUCUUUCAGUUUUGCACUGAUGGGUCUUCCCGUCUAUUUAGCGCAUGUCAGGAGUUUUAAUCCGUAUUUUGCAUGUGUCCCCCCCCCCCUCCCCCCGCCCCCAUAAGAAGAGGUGAGACAAUCGGUUGGGGAGGCAAACACCAGGUGUUGUGCUUUGGAAGGUCCCAAACCUUAUCUCCAGUCUAAAACUGUUCCAGCCCCAAUUUUUAUCACGGGCCCACCUGAUAGUGACUUUGGGAACCCGUGUGAGGUAAAGAGCCCUCCAACGUCUGGGCCACGAGGUACAGUGUGGCCUUUGGUGUUUGGCCAGCGAGAGCGAGAGCGAGCGAGCGAGCGAGCUGAAGGUCACCUGGCAAUGAUGUGUGGCUAACACGCCGUUUCUCUGCCCUUCCUUUGCAGUAAUCCAUGGCUGUGCACUGAAUAGUAUCCCCUGCUACAGCUGGACUGGACUCCAUUUAGCCUUUUAAAGCCAAGGCUCCUAUUUUAACUGGCAGCUUUCCUUUGGGGUGCCAGGCAGCAUCCCCCACCCCUGCCGUGUACUUCACUUUGAGCCCCAUUUCUUCUUCUUUUGAGUUCUGCCUCCGAGUCCACUGGCACUGAUCAUGACCUUCUUUUGUAUAUCUUUUUUUUUUUUUUUUUUGAGGUUUUUUUUUUUUUUUUUUUUCCUUAUCGCCUUUUUUUUUCCUCCUUCUUCAAAAACACACAGUUAAACCAGGCCAUGCCAAAUUUUCCGGGCUUUUUGCAGGGUUGAGAAUGGGGAGGGGGUUUCCUCUCUUCCAUGGUAGGAAGCGAAAAGUAGAAAAAACACACACACACACACACACACACACACACACACACACAC
Messenger RNA from Prionailurus viverrinus (fishing cat), 3252 nucleotides. RefSeq names its product septin 6 (gene SEPTIN6). Gene Ontology annotation, cellular component: cell division site; septin ring; septin complex. Gene Ontology annotation, molecular function: molecular adaptor activity; GTPase activity; GTP binding. The record is from RefSeq and is a predicted model, not a curated record. Gene Ontology annotation, biological process: cytoskeleton-dependent cytokinesis; cilium assembly. The transcript is spliced from 13 exons. The coding region runs from base 208 to 1650 and encodes 480 amino acids. Lineage: Eukaryota; Metazoa; Chordata; Mammalia; Carnivora; Felidae.